This is a messenger RNA of Magnolia sinica, 2520 nucleotides long. RefSeq lists its product as uncharacterized. Lineage: Eukaryota; Viridiplantae; Streptophyta; Magnoliopsida; Magnoliales; Magnoliaceae. The coding region runs from base 1 to 2520 and encodes 839 amino acids. Gene Ontology annotation, molecular function: aspartic-type endopeptidase activity; zinc ion binding; nucleic acid binding. The record is from RefSeq and is a predicted model, not a curated record. Gene Ontology annotation, biological process: proteolysis. The transcript has a single exon.
AUGCCUCCUAAAUCUAGACUUCCACGGCAGCAGUCAUCCUUUGUGGUGGUACCACCUGAGGAGUAUUUUGAGGAUGGGCCUCCUGGUUUUGUACCUGGACCAUCAAUAAGGUCCUCAGAACCAAGGCCAAGUGCUAUUCCUACUUCAUCGCCUGCUGGACCGUUUGGCACACCCCCAUUGAGAGCACAACAUGGGACUCCACAUCAUGAUGUAGUUGGUCAGAUGGCUGCACUCAUGCAGCAGCAACAGGCAACAUUUGCUACUAUGUUGGAGGCUCUUCAACGUAACUCACGUGCACCGACGACUCCACGGUUUGAGGAAAAUCGUGAAGCAGAUAUGUUUGACAGAUUCUUGAAGUUGAGACCGUCUAGUUUUUCAGGAGCACCUGAUCCAGUACAGGCUGAGCAUUGGAUGAAUAAGAUGAAAAAAAUGAUGAAUCUAAUAGGAUGUACAGAUGAUCAAAGGGUUGCUUUUGCUGUCUAUAUGUUGGAGGGUGAAGCGGACAUAUGGUGGGAGAAUAUGAGAAAGAAAUUUCCUGAUGGACAUCAUUGGACUUGGGCCGAGUUUCAGAAAACAUUCUAUGGGAAGUAUUUUCCUUCAUCUUACCGCAAUGAAAAAGUAGCCCAGUUCCUUAAGUUGGAACAAGGAAGCAUGUCAGUUGCUCAAUAUGAAGCACAAUUUGCCGAGUUGUCACGCUAUGUUCCUAAAGUCGUGAAAGACGAAGUGUAUAAAUUGCAGAAAUUUAAAGAGGGACUUCGUCAGGGAAUUCAGUCACGGCUAUGUUUUGUAGAUUUUACUGAUUUUGCUGAUGUAGUAGAUAAAGCUAUGCUCGUUGAGAAAGAUUUUGAACGCUUGGCCAAGACUCGUGCUCCAUUCAAAGAUUCAGUGGGUAAGAUUAGGCCAACCCCUUCGGUCCCUCAAGCACCCGAAAAGAGGAUGAAAAUUACUCCACCGACAGACACUUUUUCCCGACCGGUUAGGCACUGUCAUCAUUGUGGAAAGGCAGGCCAUAUUGCUCAAUAUUGUUACAAGAAAUUACAAGCAGAAGGUGGCAUUCCUCCUCAGCCAGUCAUUAAACCUUCACAAAAUCAGAUAGUGCAAAAACCUCUAGUGCUUCGACCUCAGCCACUCAAAGCCCAAGUCCCAAGCAAGAAUGCCUUAGCACGAGUAUAUGCCUUGGAAGCUCAUGAGUCUGAUGAAGCAGAGCUUAAAGCCAUUGAAGGUACGGGAUUCAUUAAAGAAACUCCAGUUCAUGUUUUAUUUGAUACCGGUGCAACUCUGUCUUUUAUUGCUUAUUCUGUUGUAGAAAAUCUGCAAUUAGACACAACCCGUACAGAUCGAAGUAUUACUAUUGUUUCCCCGGUGGGAAAAUUUGUGGAGACAGACAAAUUCUGUCAAGCAUGCCCUUUAUCUUUGGCUAAUCGUGUGGUAUAUGUCGAUUUAGUUUGUAUGAACUUGAAACAAUUUGAUGUCAUUCUCGGUAUGAACUGGCUUUCUCAAGUUCGAGCUAUGCUUGACUGUUGUGCUAAAACAGUUAAGAUAUGCAUACCUAACCAGAUACCUUUUACGGUGCAAGGAAGACAAAAGCAAAUGGUAUUCGAUCGAUUAGCAGCCUUAGAAGAAAAGAAAUCCGAUGAAGUAACUGUAGAUCAGAUCCCCGUUGUAGGAGAAUUUCCCGAAGUUUUUCAGGACAUACCAGGUUUGCCUCCUAAACGGGCAGUGGAUUUCUCUAUUGAUCUCCUACCUAGUACUGCACCUAUUUCCCUAUCACAGUAUAGGAUGCCACCUUGUGAAAUGGAAGAACUUCGGAAGCAGAUUGAUGAUUUGUUAACUCAGGGAUUCAUUAGGCCAAGUGUUUCCCCAUGGGGUGCUCCAGUCCUUUUUGUAAAGAAAAAGGACGGAUCUUCGCGGCUAUGUAUUGAUUAUAGAAGAUUAAACCAAGUGACCGUGAAAAAUAAGUACCCAUUACCUCGUAUUGAUGACUUGUUUGAUCAACUUAAAGGGGCGAAGUACUUUUCCAAGAUUGACUUAAGGUCAGGAUAUCAUCAACUCCGGGUCAGAGAUGAGGAUGUAUCGAAGACGGCAUUUCGAACGAGAUAUGGCCACUAUGAAUUUCUAGUGAUGCCAUUCGGUCUCACAAAUGCUCCAGCCGUAUUCAUGGACUUAAUGAAUCGGGUGUUCAUGCCAUAUUUAGACCGAUUCAUUAUUGUCUUUAUUGAUGAUAUACUAAUCUAUUCAAAAAGUCAGGAGGAGCAUGAAGUGCAUUUGAGGACGGCUUUGAAGACACUCAAGGAAAACCAGUUGUAUGCUAAGUUUUCGAAAUGUGACUUUUGGAAAAAGGAAGUCAAAUUCCUAGGGCAUGUGGUAAAACAAGAGGGUAUUGCAGUUGAUCCGACAAAAGUAGAAGCGAUUGGAAUUGGGAGCAGCCCACUACAGUUACCGAGGUCAGAAGUUUCUUGGGAAUGGCUGGAUAUUAUCGGCGUUUUAUCAAAGAAUUCUCCCGAAUCGCUCGACCGUUGA